UCUUGCAGCUGGCUCCAAGUUGAUCAGAGUCCAGCACCCACGGCUGCCUCACUGCAAGGAGAGAUGCGGGAGGGAGUGGAAGCAGAUCCCCCUGAACAGCCUCUUAACAGCUCAAUAGACUUGAAGAGUGGAGGAGAACGAGAUGAUCCAGCUAACGGCAACUUCAGGAAAGCGGCUAUAUCUAAAGGCCGAGCUGUGUUCAGUGCCAUAGUCGGGGUCUUGGUGGUGAUCAUCAUUGCUUUAGCAGCAGCUUUGGGAGUGGAAAAAUGUAAGCACUCUUCUCAAUGCCCCUCUGCUGCCUCCCGGUGUCCGGACGGCUGGAUCGGGAUCCAGGGGAAAUUCUACUAUUUUUCGAAUGUUCCAGGGAAUUGGACCUACAGCCAGAGCUUCUGCUCUUCACACGGUGCCUCCCUGGCCGGGAUUGAGAGUCCGCAGCAGCUG
Messenger RNA from Terrapene triunguis (Three-toed box turtle), 441 nucleotides. Its product is annotated as C-type lectin domain family 2 member D5-like. The transcript has 3 exons. NCBI's taxonomy places the organism in Eukaryota, Metazoa, Chordata, Testudines, Emydidae. The record is from RefSeq and is a predicted model, not a curated record. The annotation marks the transcript as partial.